AUGCAGUCUUUCGCAUACUCCCAGACCUCCGUGGUUCCCGCUGCCACUGCCUCCAACGUCGAUGACCAACUGGACAACUUCUUCAGCCCCAACACGCUAGACACUUCUUCGGAGCACUCACCGCACAUGGCCGACAGUCGCAGAGAGUCCUUUGCUACGGGACCACCGCUUUUCUCUCCCAAGACGGAAGACUGGCAGUCGGUCGAUAUGCAGUCCAUUCCCUCCAACAAUACCUAUGCCGACCACCAAGAAGCAACCGGCUAUCUACGAAUGGACCACGACAACGGCCAUGGCUUCAGCGCGCCUUCGGCCGGCUCGUGGGGUAUGGCUGCCCAGACUUCGCUCCCCCAGUUUGACCCUGCAGUGGCUGCUGGUUUUGAGGUCCCUACCUCCAUCUACCAGAACGCUGCCCAUGCCCCCAUGCCCUUUCCCAGCAUGUUUGGCCCCAUGCCGACCGAGUCGAAGCAGGGGCAAAUAUCUCCGAGGCACGAGUGGCCUGCUACCAAUCAAACCAUGCAUCAGACCACCUCGGCCGGAGCUGAUGGUGACCAACUUGCCUCCCCAGGCGACCUCCGUCGCGAUAGUGUACGCAAGAGAAAUGCGCGCUUUGAGAUCCCCCCAGACCACAACCUGAACAACAUAGAUCAGCUCAUUGCCGAGUCUACCAAUGAGAUGGAAAUCAAGGAGCUCAAGCAGCAAAAGCGUCUUCUCCGCAACCGCCAAGCCGCUCUGGAUUCCAGACAACGCAAGAAGCAGCACACUGAGCGACUCGAGGAUGAAAAGAAGCAGUACACGGCAACCAUUGGAGAUCUGGACAUGGAAGUCAACUCCCUGCGAGUGCAGUUGGAAGAAUCACGCCGCCAGUGUCAAUUGUACAUGCAACACUGUGACAAUCUUACCCUUCAAAAGGAAGAGAUGAUUCGCAACCACACCAUUGAGUCCCGAGAGCUGCGCAAAAAGGUCAGUGUGCUCACCGAGAAUAUCACUGCCCUGGAGAGCAACUCUGUGCCCACCCCCGGCCCCAGUGGCAAUACCAUCAAUGGGCCUUUUGGUGAGGUUGACAGCCUCUGCAUGCCUGGUGGCUGGGAUAAUGCCAAUUUCAUGCACCAGUACAGCAUGAUGCCCGACCCCCCUAAGCAGAGCAUGCAGCCAUCUGCGGCCAACAGGGCUGAGACUGGCUCCUCUGGAGACGGCGAAAAGACGGCCACUCAAGGUGGGCUGCUCUUCAUGCUAUUCCUUGUUGGCGCAUUCGUCUUGUCCAGCCGUUCAGUUCCUGAGCUCCCUCAAAUUUCCGACGAUGUCCGUUCCGCCUCUGCAGCGCUGCUCGAUAAUGUCUUGAAAGAGGCUGGCAUGCCCUCAUCCUCCGCUGUGCAACCCCUGCCCUCUCAGUCUGCAACGGGCAACUGGGGCGACAUGCCCACCAGCACUGCCAUGGCUGGCGUCUCCAUGGACGGCGUUGCCGCUCCCAUGCUUGGCGAGCUUCAUGAAUUCAUGCAGCCGACCCGGGAGCAGACCAACGAGCAAGCCUUUUCAAUGUCAGCAGCACAGUACAAUGGCGUGAGCGACCAAUCGUUUAUGCAGAACGGACCCGCGGACAGGAUGGCCGAGCAGAGCCAAGGGCGCAAGAACCUGGCUGCAGCAUUAGCAGAGAUCCGCGCAACCAACAAGCAGUCUGGAUCCGCUGAUGUGUACACGCGCACGCUUCUCUGGGACCAGAUCCCGCGAGAUGUCGUGCGGGACUUUAUAAAGAUGAUUGCGGACAACAAUGCCGCACAAGAAUGA
This is a messenger RNA of Akanthomyces muscarius, 1782 nucleotides long. RefSeq lists its product as uncharacterized. NCBI's taxonomy places the organism in Eukaryota, Fungi, Ascomycota, Sordariomycetes, Hypocreales, Cordycipitaceae. Gene Ontology annotation, biological process: regulation of DNA-templated transcription. Gene Ontology annotation, molecular function: DNA-binding transcription factor activity. The transcript has a single exon. The coding region runs from base 1 to 1782 and encodes 593 amino acids. The record is from RefSeq and is a predicted model, not a curated record.